AACGAAACGCCUUUUUUUUGUCAGUCGGUUUUAUUUCUUGUAAGAGAAUCAUUGGUCCAAGUAAAUCAAAAGGUUAAUUCUUAGAUUGAAAAUGGGCUUGGAUUGCUGUUGUAAAUUUCUCAAAUUCAUCGUUUUUCUUAUCAACAUUUUAAUAUCUUUUGUAGGAAUUGCAGUGGUAGCACUUGCAGCAAUGGUAUUUGUUAACAUCGCUGAAGUAGAUCCUACCAAAGAUGACGAAUACACCAUGUUCUUUAAGAUUUGUGUCGUCGUUAUCGCCAUGGGCAGCUUGCUGACAAUUGUCGGUUUCAUCGGGUGUUGUGGGGCAGCCUUCGAGAAUCAGUGUCUUCUGGGGACAUUUGUCUUUCUAAUGAUUGGUGCCUUAGCAUUGGAUGUGGCCGCAGCCAUCUUGGUUAACAACAUUAACAAAGACACCAUCAAAUUGGAAAUGGAAAAAAUUGUGAAAGACAUGUUUUCGAAAUUGACGGAAAAGGCCGCCCAGGAACAGGCCAACAUCUUUCAGUCAGUGUUUAACUGCUGCGGAUCUGAAAGCGCCAAUGAUUGGAAAAAAGCAGCCAAUUUAGAAAUCCCGGCCUCUUGCUGCAAAAAUUCGACAAUUACGUGCAAAGAUGCAAGCAGUAAAUCUUCUAACGACUUGUUUAAAGAAAACUGCGUUUCAGCGACGAAAAACUGGAUUACUGAAGUCAUGAAAAAUUCACCGAUGGUACUAGCGAUUGUUGGAAUAAUCGAAUCUUUUGCUCUGAUCACUUCCCUAGGUCUCUGUUGUUCAAUUCGAAAAGCGGGCUAUUGAAUGUUUCAAUAACAAGAUUUGCUUUUUUCUUUAUCACCUGCAUGCCAUUAAUAUGAUUUCCUUCCAAUCCGACAAUCCUAAAACAAAAAAAAUAAAUGAAUUUAUCUUAGUCAACAUUCUUUUCGUAUGAAUUUAUGUAAUGCAAUUUUAUUGAAAAAGUAAUACAUCAGAUUUCAAUCGUC
Molecule: messenger RNA, 990 nt
Organism: Daphnia pulex (common water flea)
Lineage: Eukaryota; Metazoa; Arthropoda; Branchiopoda; Diplostraca; Daphniidae
Product: CD63 antigen-like
Exons: 4
Coding region: 92-808 (238 amino acids)
Cellular component (GO): membrane
Source: RefSeq, a predicted model, not a curated record